This is a messenger RNA of Verruconis gallopava, 1500 nucleotides long. RefSeq lists its product as hypothetical. Gene Ontology annotation, biological process: pantothenate biosynthetic process. Lineage: Eukaryota; Fungi; Ascomycota; Dothideomycetes; Venturiales; Sympoventuriaceae. Gene Ontology annotation, cellular component: cytoplasm. The transcript has a single exon. Gene Ontology annotation, molecular function: 2-dehydropantoate 2-reductase activity. The coding region runs from base 478 to 1338 and encodes 286 amino acids. The record is from RefSeq and is a predicted model, not a curated record.
UCUUCUCUCUAUCCUUGAGCCCUAUGCAGUAUCCUGUCGAAGAUAUCGAAAGAGCAAAUGAGCACGACCCAGCGUCUGGAAAAUUUUCAUAAAUAUCAGCGUGACGGAUUUCCUUUUUCGGGAGGAGUUUCCGACUGCGGACCGCUUGAGUUUACACUGGUCUGUUUUGCCUGUGACGCUCCGGCGAGCUAAAAGCCUGGACACGAGGGAUGAGUUGGAUAUUCCAACAUACUCAAUAGAGACCUGGAAAAUGGACGGGAAGUCGAAGGUGCUGCUCGUCGGCGCCGGCGGGGUCGGAAUCCUUGCAGCACUGGCUCUUGAAUCCGGCGGAAAGGCAAAUGUGACCGCGGUGCUUAGAUCAAACUACGAUGUCGUAGAGAAGAGCGGCUUCGAAAUCGAUUCAAUCGAGCACGGGUCAGAUAUCAAGGGGUUUCGGCCUUCCAAAAGUACGGCCUUUGCUAAUGCGGACCGCGGGGGAUGCCGUGCUCACAUAACAUGACAGUCACCAAAACGGUCCCGGACGUGGCGAGCGAAGCCUCGCCGUUCGACUACGUCGUCGUCACGACGAAAAAUAUUCCCGAAGUUGCGCCAACUGUUGCCGAUAUCAUCGCGCCAGCCGUCACCCCUGGCCACACGGGCAUCUUGCUGUUGCAAAACGGACUCAACAUCGAGAGGCCGUUGGUCGAGAGAUUUCCCACGAACCCGAUCCUGUCCGGUAUCUCGCUCGUGGGCUCUACGGAGUACGAGAAAGGCAAAAUCAAGCAGGAUGACAAGGACGUCUUGAAGAUCGGGCCAUUCGACAGCCCGCACGUGCCAAAAGACGUAGCCACCACGUCGGCGAAACGAUUCGUCGAGCUAUACAGCGCAUGCGGCAAGGUUGAUUGCACAUACGACGACGACGUCACCGCCUCGCGCUGGCGGAAGCUGGUGUACAACUCCACGUUCAAUUCCGUCGGCGCGAUUCUGGGCAUGGACACGAGCCGGAUGCGCAUGUACGAGCAUGUGAUCGACGACCUCGUCAAACCUGCUAUGAUCGAGAUCAAGGCUGUGGCUUCCGCCUCUGGCGUUCAGCUCCCGGACGACAUAGUCGAUUCCAUGAUCAAAGUGGAUCCGCCCCACGCUUUCUUCAAGCCCAGCAUGGCCCAGGAUGCAGAGAAGGGGAACUUCAUGGAGAUUGAAACGAUCGUGGGGGAGCCAGUCAGGGAGGCAUCGAGGCUGGGAGUGCCAGUUCCCACGCUCACGGUGAUUUACGGGAUUUUGAAAGGCUUGCAGGCAAAAGUCAAGGAGGAGCGUGGGCUGAUCGCACCGAAGUUUGCGGAUGGCAGCCGUUAUGUCUAAUACAACCACAAGAUAUCCUAGAGGGAAUAUAGAUUCUGAAACUCGAACGCCAUAAUCUUGAUAGGACUGAGGGAAAGAAGCUUCGCGGAUCGAGUGAAGCGAAGUAUUCACGUCAAUGAAAACCGUAAUAUCCCAAGCUUGUCUCUUACAAGUUGAUUGCCC